Messenger RNA from Dovyalis caffra, 2373 nucleotides. Lineage: Eukaryota; Viridiplantae; Streptophyta; Magnoliopsida; Malpighiales; Salicaceae. The record is from the annotation of a GenBank genome assembly.
AUGCCUCCACGAACGGUGAAAAGAGGAGCAUCAGCGGCUGCGAAGAAGAGAACGGUGAGGAAGGUGCAGAAUCAGCAGCAUCCGGAAUCGGGGGAGGAAGCGUUGAAUUUGGAGGAGAAACCGACGGUGGUUGAUGAGAAGCCGGUGGUUAUGGAGGAGGAGAAGAGCGUGGUUGUUGAAGAUAAGUUAGUUAUUGAUGAGAAGAAAGAUGGAGAAGGCGAAAUUGAAGCUAAUUUGGACGCGAAUGGAUCGGCUUCUUUGAAAAAAGAGGAAGAGGGCAAGGAGUCUGUAGACGAGUAUGAAAAAGAUGAGAGGUUAGACUUUGAUGAUAAUGAUCCUGAAUAUGAACCUGAAGAAUAUGGUGGGGUGGAUUAUGAUGAUAAAGAAAUUGAGCAAGAGGAUGUUCAGGAGGUGGAAGAAGAAGUGGAGGAAGAACAUGAGGAGGAGAAUGUUGGCGAAGAGGAAGAGGGUGAUUUGGUAGAGGAGGAAUUGGAAGAGGAUGCUGAAGAACUUGAGGGUCAAGAGGAUGAUGAGCAUGCUGGCGAGGAGGUAGAGCAUGUUGAAAUGGCUGACGUGGAGGAAGAUGAGGAUCACCAUGAAUUAUUUAAGGAGAGGCGCAAGAGGAAGGAGUUUGAAGUAUUUGUUGGGGGUUUAGAUAAGGAUGCUACUAAGGAUGAUCUUCUGAAAGUAUUCAGCCGUGUUGGUAAUGUUACUGAAGUCAGGCUGAUGAUGAACCCCCAGACUAAGAAAAACAAAGGGUUUGCAUUCUUGCGUUUUGCAACUGUUGAACAAGCAAAACGAGCUGUGACAGAGCUCAAAAACCCAGUGAUCAAUGGGAAACAAUGUGGUGUUACUCCAAGUCAAGACAGUGACACCCUUUUUCUGGGUAACAUUUGCAAAACAUGGACAAAGGAAGCUUUGAAAGAGAAGUUGAAACACUAUGGAGUUGAGAAUGUUGAGGAUUUGACCCUGGUAGAAGAUAGUAACAACUUGGGAAUGAAUCGGGGAUUUGCAUUUCUGGAAUUUUCUUCUCGUUCAGAUGCUAUGGAUGCUUUUAAGCGUCUUCAGAAGAGAGAUGUUUUAUUUGGAGUGGAUAGGCCUGCAAAGGUAUCUUUUGCAGAUUCCUUCAUUGACCCUGGUGAUGAAAUCAUGGCACAGGUGAAGACUGUGUUUAUUGAUGGCCUACCUGCAUCAUGGGAUGAGGAUCGUGUUCGGGUGCUUUUGAAGAAAUAUGGGGACAUCGAAAAGAUUGAGCUUGCACGGAAUAUGCCAUCUGCCAGGAGAAAGGAUUUUGGUUUUGUUACCUUUGACACUCAUGAUGCUGCGGUGACAUGUGCUAAAAGUAUUAACAAUGCAGAGUUGGGUGAAGGAGACAACAAGGCUAAAGUUAGGGCCCGCUUAUCAAGACCCCUCCAAAGGGGAAAAGGAAAACAUAUAAGUCGCGGCGAUUUCCGAUCUGGUCAUGGAGCUAAUAGAGUUGUCAGGGGUCCAUGGGUUCGUCCUAUGCCACAUAGUUACUCUACUCGUGCGGUCAGAGGAAUCACAACUCAUGCUCCACCAGUCAGUCUAAAGAGGUCUACAGGAUUGAGAGAAAGACGUCCUCCUGUGAUGUCCAUACCGGCAAGAAACAGGCCUCUGGCUCCUCCUUCCAGGUCCUAUGAAAGAAGGCCACCUCCUCCUUCUUACCCAAAGAGUAGCUUGAAGAGAGAGUAUGUACGGCGUGAUGAACUUCCUCCUCCAAGGAGCAGACCUUCUGUAGAUUAUGUACCCAGGUCUGUCCCAGAGAGACGCCCAUCCUAUAGAGAUGACUACUCUUCUCGUGGUACCAGUUAUUCUGAUCUUCCCAGAAGUACAUCUCGCACAUCUGCAAGGAGAGCUUAUGCUGAUGAUGGCUAUAGUCAAAGGUAUGAGAGGCCCCCUCCAAGCUACCGUGAAGGGCGUGCUCGUGAUUAUGAUUCUGUUGCUGGAUCAAAACGCCCGUAUCCAGCUAUGGAUGAUAUUCCUCCCCGUUAUGCUGAUGCUGGUGCUCGCCACUCUAGGCCUCGUUUGGACUAUGAACUUGGUUCCAGUGCUUCUCAAUAUGGGGAUGCAUAUGGUGAUAGACUUGGGAGAUCUGCUGUAGGAUAUGGGGGAAGCAGAAGUUCUGUUUCUAGUCAGGAUUCACAUGGGAUGUACAGUAGCCGUCAGGGUAUGGGUUACGGAGGUUCUUAUGGAGGCAAUGAUGGUGGAAUGUACCAAUCAAGCUACAGUGGUGAUUACAUACCUCGUGGUGGUGAUGUUGGUGGUAGCUCUUACUCAUCAAUGUACUCCAGUCGUGGCAUGGGCGGCAGCAGCGGCUACAUGGGUACUGGUAGCUCAGGAUCAUACUAUUAA